Messenger RNA from Daldinia loculata, 571 nucleotides. RefSeq lists its product as uncharacterized. The record is from RefSeq and is a predicted model, not a curated record. Bases 95 to 406 code for a protein of 103 amino acids. The transcript is spliced from 4 exons. NCBI's taxonomy places the organism in Eukaryota, Fungi, Ascomycota, Sordariomycetes, Xylariales, Hypoxylaceae.
AGUAACAAGAUCAAUUUAUAAGCCCAUGUUUCCUCCAUGAUUAGAUAUAUUCUUCUCUACAAUACUCAAUCACGACAGAAAUCUUCGCAAAGUCAUGCCUUUAUACCACAUAGUACUGUUCCGGCUAAAGCCGUCAACGCCGGUGGAAAGCUUGAAUGAAUUCAAAAGGAGAGCCGCGGCAAUGGUAUCGCAGGUUCCUGGCCUCUUAAGGAUAGACAUUAAUAGCCCAUGGCCUGACACGGCACAUAGAAGUAGAGGCUACAACAUGGGUCUCGUGGCUGUCUUGGAGAAAGCGGAGGACAUAGCGGGCUACGCAACUCAUCCAGCCCACCUAUAUACCCAUGAACUUCGUAAUGAGAUCUGCGAGGAUGACACUCUUGCAUAUGACCUGGAAUUCCCGGCUUGAUGAGUCUAUUUCGAAUAGAUCAGAAGAGUACGAUAUGUCUACGGUCAGAUUAUCUCAUUAUUCUACUUCUACAUGUGCAUUCAACCCCACCUGGCCCGUAGACACUUGGUGACCAAAGCAUCUUGGACAUGGAUCAAUAUUAUUGUCCGCCUCUCCAAUUAGUUU